Messenger RNA from Puma concolor (puma), 6444 nucleotides. It is a transcript of the gene PRR14L, whose product is annotated as proline rich 14 like. The record is from RefSeq and is a predicted model, not a curated record. Lineage: Eukaryota; Metazoa; Chordata; Mammalia; Carnivora; Felidae.
AUGCUGUCAUCCGGAGUAGAGACUCAGCCAGUUCCACUUGAUUCCUCCAUGUCUGCCGUGGUACAGGAAUUAUACUCUGAACUCCCAGUGAGUGUCUCCAAAGAGCUUCAUGCUGACCCUGAGCCAAGUGUGAUUCCAGAUGUAAAACCCGCAGCCUCAAGCUCUCUUAUAAGUCAGAGUAGGGCAGUGCCCUUGGAGCUGCAGAGGACUUGUGCAGAAAGUUGUUGUGAAGAAACUUCUGGCACCUUGGAUCAUGGGGGUGAGCCUGGGCGGUGUGGGCUGGUGGACACCACAGCAGGAGGUUCUGUGGCUUCUGGGAUCUUGGAUAGGGAAGAGAAAACCAAGAGCAUGGAGCUAAAGGUCUUCAGAAAUCAAGGGGACCAGGCGGAAAUUAUAAGAGACCCCUGUGAGGGAGCAAAGGAAGACCCACAUCAACAUUCCACAGCUGCUGAAGAAAAGAUCAGCCCAAGUCAGGAAGACCUCCUGAUGCAGUCAAGCAAAGAACAUUUAUGCACAGGGCUCCCUGAAGACUGUUUGAGGAACAAAGAAGGAAAUGUACAAAUUACAACUGGAACUCUGCUUAUAUCUACUGAAGAAGUACAAGGUAUGAAGGUCAAUGGGACUAAGACGGAUUAUAAUGAAGGACACAAGAAUGGCAAUGUGAGUAAAGGUCUCUCAGCUGGGUGCAGCGAAUACCCAGAAGUAGACAAAACCAUGACCAGUGGUGAGGUUUCAGAAACCAGCACAUUAGUUUCCCUAGAGCCUUUAACCUUUGUGGACCCUGGAUUAACAGAAGCAUCUUCUAAAGAAAAAGAAUGUGAAGAAUUAAAAACUUGUCCUUCUUGGUUGUCAUUAUUACCAGGGAACAGUGCCAUUUCCAAAGUGGACAGUGAGAAGGAAGAGUUGUCUAAGUUAAACCUUGUCUGUGAAGCAGAUGACAAUCACCAACAGAUUCUCGGCCACCAUAAUGAAAACCACAGUUUUGCCCAUGGCAGUCCCAGGGCCACAAGAAAUGUAGUUUGUGUAGAACCCUUAGAAGAAAAUUCUGACAUUUCAUAUUUCUCAUCAAGUUUGUCUGGUCCAGAAUCCAGAACAACAUCCUUAGAAACAUGUGGUUUUGAUGGCUUGCUGAAGGGAUCUGCUAAGAAGACAGACAAUUCCUGUUUUGAUGGGGGUGAUCAAAGCAAGAACUUGGCUACUAGAAGAGAAAAUGAACAGUUUUUGAACCUUAGGAGUGAAAGAGGGGAACUCUUUCUUGUUAAUGCCAGGCAACCAGAAGAGGAUGCUAAUGGUCAUUGUCCUGGUGAAAAAGAGACUGUUACCUCCCCAAAAGUGAAUAUUCAUGGUAACUGUUGCAUUCAAGACAGUAUCCAUACAGACAGCCCUGUUUCUUUAGUGCCCAAUUCUUUCACCGAAGCCACGGAAGUAGCGCUAAAAAAAAAUGACUUAAAAAUCACUUUAGACACUCAAGGUAGCUUGACAAACCAUGAGGACCAUAGAGGAACUUCUACGGAUAUGAGCCAUCCAGGUAGACACUCUGAAGAGAACAGUUUUUCCUCCUUAAUGCAGAUUGAAGAGCCAGAACAGACAACCACUAUAGAGCCCAAUAUGGUAACUGAAAAGAUUUACAGUAAAGACUCUAACUCCUUAGUCUGCACCCAGAAAAAUCUGGAAGGCAACACCCAGUUAAAUGAAGCAUCAUGUAAUGAAUUUCUGAAUGAAAGAAAAUCCCUUGUGAGUUUAAUGCCAGAGGACCAGAUAAGUCCUAUGAAUGAGGUGUCAAAACCCAAGAAAGAUACUGCUCAGUUACCACUAUCCCUAGAAUUUGAUUACAGACCUGAGUCAGAGCAAGCUGUACAGACCUCACUGGACGAUAGUUCACAUUUAGAUGAUCAGAGCACUGCCUGUGAGAUGAAUGAACUUCCUCGUACCAAUGAACUGGUUAUAAACAAAAUAGAAAGUGAAUGUGCUUUAAAUCAAGUGCCCCUUAAUUCUCAAGACCAUGCAAAGUUGUCAGCUAACAAAGAGAUGCCUUUAGCAACAAGCGAGGAUUCCCAACAGAGCCAUCACCCUCCAUUAGAGGAUGGAGCAGAUGUCACUGCUGAUACCCAGACCAUUCCCAUCAAAACAAAAAUGAAAGACAUCUCUCCAUCAGGUGACAAAACCUGUGGUGCCUCUUCAAACAAUCCCACCUUAAACAUCAAACCAGGAAGCCUAGAAAGACAAGACAAGAUGGCUGAUUCAGGAAUAGUACAUCUACAUUCCAGCCUUCUCGCAAGAAAGAAAGAAUCAGCAGUCUUGCCUCAAGAGGUCUCUGCUAUGGAAUGUCAGAGUGUUCAAUCUCAGGAUCUCUCUAGCUGUCAUUGUGUAAAUAAAAAUGCACGAGAAAAGAGCAUGUGUUCUGUUUGUGCUGCGUGUGAGUCCAGCAGAAUCAUCCUAGAAGUUGAAAACUCUUUAAUAACCAAGUGUGAAGAUGCAUUUCAGCACAGCAAUGACCACUCCCAAAGAAGAGAAGUCUGCACAGAAAGUAGCACCCAUAAAGUGGGUUACACAUCAGAAGAAAGUGAACUUGCUAGGGGAGAAACUAAAGGCAGCCUCCCAGGAGAUAAGAUCAGAAACGAUACACCAGUAGGCAUGUUAAGUAGUGAAGCUUCAGACAAAACCAUUCCCACCACCAGUCACACCCAGCCCCGUGAGGAAGGUCUGAAAGCAAAGGAAUGGGAUGUACCUAAAGAGACUGUGUUUUGCGAGUAUAACAUCUCUGACUGUUCCACACCAGAACUAAAUUUAUCUGCAAACAUUCCAAGCCCUGAAAAAUUUUUGGACCAGUCUCCUACUAUUAUGUUCUCCAGUUUCAAAACCAUGAGCCAAGCAGUUGAAACUCUUGAGCAAAAAGGAGAUAAAGUUCUUGACUGCCAGAAUAACCAAAACAGACCAGAUGAAUGCAGAAGUGAAGAUAAACCAACUAAGCAGACACUACAUGGUGAUGAGAGGGAGACUGUUACAGAACCUAACAGAGAGGUAAGCAACAAUCAAAAGGAUCUGUUAGUUGGUUCAGGCAGUAACAACCCUUUGUCUGGUGGUAGUUCAAAGAAAGGCAAUUUGAAAGGAGACGAUGGACAUAUUUCUGGUUGUGAGGAGUCCACAGAUGGCAUGGUAGACACUGUCUACACAGACUGUGGUAGUAAGUCUACAGAAAGCAUGUUGGACUUACAAACAUCUAGUACCCUUGAUGGUGGUGCAGGACAAGAUGGGCUGACGUUACAGGAUACCUCAGUGAGUACCCUGCCUCAGAGAGGAGAACUGAAUGCUGCAUUUAUCAGAAUGAUUGACCAGGACUCAGAUUUUCCAGAUGCUACUUCCUCUAAAGUGGAGCCUCUGGAAAUGAAAAAAUCAUGUGAAGAGAAAGUAUGCAGAUCAUUAAAAGAUUGUGAAGUGGAAGUGUGUCCAUGUCCAGACUCUUGUGCCAGUGAGAUAGAGUCUAUUGCAGAUCAUGAAUCAAAUACAAAAAUAUUGGAUGGUAUAAAUGUGUCCUUAGAUAAUACUUAUCAUGAAGAGCAAGUUAAAGAAGCAUCCCUGAGAGAAACACAAGGAAUGAUUGAAGGAUCAAGACUGGAAAUAAAUUCUGAGUUUGACAAGGAAAAUACCUUUGGAAUUUCCUCAGAAGAGUUACUGUCUUCUGGAUGCCCAGAUGAGAGCCCUGUUCCCAUAGGGAGACUGAAAUCCAUUGAGACAAUGCCUUUGUAUCUGUUUUCUCAAGAAAAUUCAGAAAGUAAUGUUAAUAGUGGAGAAACUGAGCUGAAAAAACCUUUUAAACCAAAAGAUGGUAAAAUCCUUUGUGAAAACAUAGAGCACCGCACAGUCCUGCUUGAGACGAAGGAAGGAGUGCCAGGGGAUGGGAGUAAUUCUAGUGAAGGACUCAGAAUAGACAGCAGUAUGCAAAAUUUGCCUUUGACAAUGGAAACAGAAACUAAGUUGAAAGGAGAAGAAACUGAAGCACAUCAGAGGGGACCCCUGGGUUACUUAACUGUCAGUGAAGAGUCUGAGAAGAUGAUCACCAGAGAAGCUGGUAAUAAUAAAGGGAGAGAGAUUUCUCAGACCCACUCUAAAUCCCAGAGGAUGCUUGGUGAUACUGAAGAGCUACAAAGCCAGAGGGCUUUGGACUACAUGUUGCAGAAUGAAGAGGAAUAUCUACAUCAAAAAGACGCACACAGGAUAUUGGAACAAUGUGCAUCAUCUAAUGUGUUGUCAGAUGAAGUGCAAGAUAAGAACCAAACUAAGGAUUGCAAAGGGGAGUCCACCAUGAUGAAGGAAAUCACUCUAGCAAAGCUAGCCAAGGGUGACACUGCUGCACAGUUUCAGAAGCUGGAAAAUCCAAAGGAGGAAAGCUUGUGCCAUCCAUUAAAAACAGACAUGGUGUCAUACACAGAUCCUUGCCUUCGUGGUGCCCCUCAGAAAGCACAAAACCCCAACUCUGCUGGAUGUGAUGAAAUACACGGUGCCUUUGGGAACACUUCAUAUCAGAAAAGAGUGCUUCCCUUAAAGAAGCAGCCCCAUCGAACAUGUAAGAAAGUUUCCUAUCAGGAGCAAGUCAACAUUGGGAAAAAAAUAAGUAAAAUCAGAAGUUCUGCCUUUUUAAAGAGUUCCUCUGAAACCAUCCCCACAAAAGCACACAGAUUUCUCAGUUCAUGUGCUAUGUCUGCACCCGCACAAUUGGAACCUGAAACAGUACCAACCAGGAGCUUAAUGAGCCACAUACCAAAGCAGAAGGUGACUCCGUGCCAUUCCUUGAGGAGCCUGAAUGUUAGGAAGCCUACCAAAGAAUCAGCCUUACUAAACAAGCUGUCCAUUCUUGCCUCCAGACUGGUCCCCGCCACAAACACCCAGAAACUAAGAUAUCGGCGAUGUUCCUCUGAACUUCUUCCAGUGGCUAAAAGCUACAAGCGGCUCAGAUACAAAAGGUUUCUGGAUGGAUUUUCAUACAAUACAAUGCAGCUGAAUCCAUAUUUGGCAGCUAGUGGAUGGGAUAAGAGACCUAACAGUAAGCCCUUGACACUUUAUCCGCUCGAAGCCAUCAAAAUGAGCUUCAUAGAUUUGAGCAACAAGGUGCCAUCACUGCUAUUUGGUUCCGAAAUUUUCCCGAUAUCUUUUCACAUGAAAUCGGGCUCUGAGUGCAUGACUGAGUCCCCAAGGACUUUUCCUGAGCACUGUGCUCCAGCCAGGCUCGCCUUAGGAGAGGCCCCUAGGUGCCUGUCUCAACCUCCCAAAUGGACCUUUUCUUUCUUCUUAUCCCACAGUUGCCCUGGGAUGGCCACAUUCAGGGAAGACACUGGCCCCCAUGGUCAGGCAUAUGCCCAGGCUCCUUCACAGCCUCCAGGUCCUCUCCAAGACUAUGGAGGCACCGCCAUAGUCCAGACCAGAGCAGGCUGCUCUGUCCUUGGCCUUCACACACUUCUAGCACUUUGUUCUCCUGGAUGUUACCGAAUCUGGACAAAAAAACGGAGCUUCUCCAGUCACAUGCCUACAAUGCAGAGGCUCUUCAUGACCCAGUUUACACAAGGCUUAAAGGGGUUAAGAUCUCCAGCCUCCAUAGCAGACAAGGUCUUCUGUUCUCUGCCCUACUCGGUGGGCCGAGUGCUAUCCAUUUGGAGCCAGCGUGGGCCUUCUACCUGCCCCUUUGAAAUCUCUACUUUUCAUUCCACUCACAGCAAGAGGCAGCCAACUCUGAGCACCACAAACAGCCACACCAUGUUACCGUAUGUGCCUCUUCCAGGCAUGGAAGCUACUUAUAACACCAAUGGCAGUCAGAUGAGACUAGAGCCUCCGUUCCCUGCCUUGGUACCAAAGUCUUGCUUAGUAACAGACUCAGCUGUCACCAAGCUCCUGCUUUCAGCCUCCGAGUUCCCGGUUCCUGGAUUUGAUGAGCUAGAUGAUGUGGCAGCAGCAUGCCCCCAUCCACAGAGCAGCCCUCCAGAACAGAAGGAGGCCGAGCCAGAGAAGAGGCCAAAGAAAGUCUCACAGAUUCGUAUCCGGAAAACCAUUCCUAAACCAGACCCUAAUCUUACCCCCAUGGGCCUUCCUCGACCCAAAAGAUUAAAGAAAAAGGAGUUUAGUUUAGAAGAAAUAUAUACCAACAAGAAUUAUAAGUCUCCUCCUGCAAACAGGUGUUUGGAGACCAUCUUUGAGGAACCUAAGGAACGAAAUGGUACGCUAAUCUCAAUCAGCCAACAGAAGAGAAAACGAGUUCUAGAAUUUCAGGAUUUUACAGUCCCACGAAAGAGGAGAGCUCGUGGUAAAGUCAAGGUGGCAGGCAGCUUUACCAGGGCCCAGAAGGCAGCUCUGCAGAGUCGAGAGCUGGAUGCUCUGUUGAUACAGAAACUAAUGGAAUUGGAGACCUUUUUUGCCAAGGAAGAGGAGGAGCAGGAGCGAUCAUCUGGUUGUUGA